AAAAAAAAAAAAAAAAAAACACUACACCCUUGUUCUAUUAGUAUCUUCUGAGUACAAAACCAGAAGAAACGGUAACAGAAGGGUACAACUACAAUGGCCACUGCAACUGCAAACUUGGCACUGUGUCACUGUCAAUGGCCUUCAUCUUCUUCUUCUUCUUCUUCUUCUCUACCCAUGCAGGUCAGGUUUUCAUGUAGAGCCCAUAACCUUUCAGCUUCAGCAGUUGACAAAACCCUUUGCCAAAUCAAGAAUUAUGGUGUCAUAGCUUGCCUCAGAGCUAACAGUGCAGAAGUGGCCAUGGAAGCUGCAAAUGCGGCAAUAGCAGGGGGCGUUUCAGUUUUGGAGAUUGUGGCGUCUACCCCAGGUGUGUUCGAGGUUCUACAGCAGCUGGUGAAGGAGCAUCCUACAAUGGCCCUAGGGGUUGGAACUGUUCUCAGGAUUGAGGAUGCAAAAUCUGCAAUUAAUGCUGGAGCCAAAUUUCUAAUGAGUCCUGCAACUGUUAAGGACAUAAUGGAAAUGGAUGACGUACAAAGUGGUGAAAUUUUAUAUAUUCCUGGCACAAUGACUCCAACCGAAAUAUUGUCUGCAUGUGAUGCAGGUGCUAAAAUGGUCAAGAUUUAUCCAGUUUCUGCACUCGGAGGAUUUCAGUACAUAUCAGCACUGAAGAAGUCUUUUCCUCAUGUCUCUAUGGUUGCUUCUCAGGGAAUAACAAUAGCUGCUAUUGGGGAAUAUAUUUCGCGAGGAGCAUCAUCAGUUGUUUUGUCAGAUGCAAUAUUUGAUAAAGAGGCAAUUGCACAACAUAAUUUCAGCAAGGUAUAUGAACUUGCACAUUCUGCUGCCUUGCUGGCUGACAAAGCUGUGAAUAGAAUUUGUUAGAGCAAUUAAUCAACAAGAAAUACUAGAGUGGACGAUGAUCUGAAACGGCGGGUGGACUUCUCAGGGAUUUAAACUUAUAGUCCUUCCUAUAUCUAUAAGAGUUGUAUACUUAUAUCAAUGAGACAGGGCUGGAGUUACAAGAAUUGUAUCUGUCUUAAAUCCCUAUUAUGCCAUAUGAACACAAUCGUUCAAUUUUGAUUUUCUUCCUUCAGGUCUUAAGGUGAAAUGUUGUGAAUAAUUGGUAAAUGGUAACUAUUUGUUCUCUAUUACUAGUAAACGCAUGAUUCAUUUGUUAUGAAAGUCAGAUCAAUUGCUAU
Messenger RNA from Cajanus cajan (pigeon pea), 1193 nucleotides. RefSeq lists its product as uncharacterized. The record is from RefSeq and is a predicted model, not a curated record. Gene Ontology annotation, molecular function: lyase activity. NCBI's taxonomy places the organism in Eukaryota, Viridiplantae, Streptophyta, Magnoliopsida, Fabales, Fabaceae.